Molecule: messenger RNA, 681 nt
Organism: Acanthosepion pharaonis
Lineage: Eukaryota; Metazoa; Mollusca; Cephalopoda; Sepiida; Sepiidae
Source: the annotation of a GenBank genome assembly
AUGUCAGCCGUACUCAUCUUCAUCAUCAUCGACAACAUUGUAAUCAGAACAAACGCUUAUACGAAAGUUUUUCUUCUUAUUAAUAAUAAUGUCAGCGCCAUUAUCAUUUUCCAGUCGUUUCCCGCCAUUGGCAUAUCUUCAUUUUCGACAUUGUCGUCAUCUUUUCCUUGCCACCGACAAUCAAUCCAUCAUCUCUUUUCGGCGUUUUCAUCCAGUUCAUCUGUUCAUCAGCUUUUUUUUAAUUCAAUUCUUCUUCUUCUUCUUCUUCUUCUUCUUAUUCUUCUUAUUAUUAUUAUUAUUAUUAUUAUCUUUUCAUAUAAUCCAUUUUUCGAAUUAUCUGAUGUUGAUGAUUGUUCACAACAUUAUCAUCAAAAUUGUCUUCUUUUCUUCCUUCAAUAUUCGGAUUUUUAUGAAAUUUUCAUAUUAAUUAUUGUUCUUUUCCUAAUUUUUGUAAUUUUGCGAAAAGCAUCAAUUCUUCUUCUUCUUCUUCUUCUUCUUCUUCUUCUUCUUCUUCUUCUUCUUCUUCUUCUUCGUCGUCGUCGUCGUCGUCUUCUUUCCUUCUUUUACUUUUUCUUUUCCUUCUUUUUUUUUUUCUUCUUAUUACUCUUCAUCUUUUCUUCAUUUUCUCAUUCUCUUUCCUCUUCUUUUUCUUCAUUUUUUUUCUUUAUCUUAUUUUUUUAA